GCUCUCACGCGUGGCUUCGAUACGGGCUAGGUGUUGCCCCUCCACUAGUCGCAUGGAUGUCUCUGGGACUGCCUACGUCCGGGGCCUUGGCAGUGCAAAUAUCGGCCUUUUUAAUCGUCUUUGCCGGAGAUCUGCAGAGUUGCCGCCUGGGUCUGUCGCCCAAUUGGUACCCAGCCUUAAGGCUUAUCAUCACACCUGUGGUAAUAGUGUCACUUGGGUGCGUGAUUGUGAACAACGGCUAUGUGUACGCGUCGAAGUACAGACAUGAGUUGAAAAAACGACGAGAAGAGAAGGAGGGCGUACUAAGGGAAGAGGAGCUGAUCCCUCUGGUCGUGCCUGAUGGCAAAGAAUAG
Messenger RNA from Sphaeroforma arctica JP610, 353 nucleotides. RefSeq lists its product as hypothetical. The annotation marks the transcript as partial. NCBI's taxonomy places the organism in Eukaryota, Ichthyosporea, Ichthyophonida. The transcript has a single exon. The record is from RefSeq and is a predicted model, not a curated record.